Molecule: messenger RNA, 8388 nt
Organism: Myotis davidii
Lineage: Eukaryota; Metazoa; Chordata; Mammalia; Chiroptera; Vespertilionidae
Gene: NF1
Product: neurofibromin 1
Exons: 59
Coding region: 1-8388 (2795 amino acids)
Biological process (GO): regulation of GTPase activity
Source: RefSeq, a predicted model, not a curated record
AUGUCCUUUAUAUCAAAAGGAUCAAGUCCAAAUGCUUUUGAAGACUAUACACUUACUUUGUAUCACUUACUUAUUUUAUGGCACAGUUUAGAUCAUCCCAUUAUUGAGGAUGCUAACUUUGAUCACUUGAUUAAAGUGCUUCCAAUAAAAACAGGACAGCAGAACACACAUACCAAAGUCAGUACCGAACACAACAAGGAAUGUCUUAUCAAUAUUUCCAAAUACAAGUUUUCUUUGGUUAUAAGUGGCCUCACUACUAUUUUAAAGAAUGUUAACAAUAUGAGAAUAUUUGGAGAAGCUGCUGAAAAAAAUUUAUAUCUCUCUCAGUUGAUUAUAUUGGAUACACUGGAAAAAUGUCUUGCUGGGCAACCAAAGGACACAAUGAGAUUAGAUGAAACAAUGCUGGUCAAACAGUUGCUGCCAGAAAUCUGCCAUUUUCUUCACACCUGUCGUGAAGGAAACCAACAUGCAGCUGAACUUCGGAAUUCUGCCUCUGGAGUUUUAUUUUCUCUCAGCUGCAACAACUUCAAUGCAGUCUUUAGUCGCAUUUCUACCAGGUUACAGGAAUUGACUGUUUGUUCGGAAGACAAUGUUGAUGUUCAUGAUAUAGAAUUGUUACAGUAUAUCAAUGUGGAUUGUGCGAAAUUAAAACGACUCCUGAAGGAAACAGCAUUUAAAUUUAAAGCCCUAAAGAAGGUUGCACAGUUAGCUGUUAUAAAUAGCCUGGAAAAAGCAUUUUGGAACUGGGUAGAAAAUUAUCCAGAUGAAUUUACAAAGCUAUACCAGAUUCCACAGACAGAUAUGGCUGAGUGUGCAGAAAAGCUUUUUGACUUGGUGGAUGGUUUUGCUGAAAGCACCAAACGUAAAGCAGCAGUUUGGCCACUACAAAUCAUUCUUCUUAUCUUGUGUCCAGAAAUAAUCCAGGAUAUAUCCAGGGAUGUGGUUGAUGAAAACAACAUGAAUAAGAAGUUGUUUCUGGACAGUCUGCGUAAAGCACUUGCUGGCCAUGGAGGAAGCAGGCAGCUGACUGAAAGUGCUGCAAUUGCCUGUGUCAAGUUGUGUAAAGCAAGUACCUACAUCAAUUGGGAAGAUAACUCUGUCAUUUUCCUACUAGUUCAGUCGAUGGUGGUCGAUCUUAAGAACCUGCUCUUUAAUCCAAGCAAACCAUUCUCAAGAGGCAGCCAGCCUGCAGAUGUGGAUCUAAUGAUUGACUGCCUUGUUUCUUGCUUUCGUAUAAGCCCUCACAACAACCAACACUUUAAGAUCUGCCUGGCUCAGAAUUCCCCUUCUACAUUUCACUAUGUGCUGGUAAAUUCCCUCCAUCGAAUCAUCACCAAUAGCACUUUCAAGCAUGGACUUGGCACUGCUUCUGCAUUGGAUUGGUGGCCAAAGAUUGAUGCCGUAUAUUGUCACUCAGUUGAACUUCGAAAUAUGUUUGGUGAAACACUUCAUAAAGCAGUGCAAGGCUGUGGAGCACACCCAGCAAUACGCAUGGCACCGAGUCUUACGUUUAAGGAAAAAGUAACAAGCCUUAAAUUUAAAGAAAAACCUACAGAUCUGGAGACAAGAAGUUAUAAGUAUCUUCUCCUGUCCAUGGUGAAACUAAUUCAUGCAGAUCCAAAGCUUUUGCUUUGUAAUCCAAGAAAACAGGGGCCUGAAACCCAAGGCAGUACAGCAGAAUUAAUUACAGGCCUUGUCCAACUGGUCCCUCAGUCACACAUGCCAGAGAUUGCUCAGGAAGCCAUGGAGGCUCUGCUGGUUCUUCAUCAAUUAGAUAGCAUUGAUUUGUGGAACCCUGAUGCUCCUGUAGAAACAUUUUGGGAAAUUAGCUCACAAAUGCUUUUUUACAUCUGCAAGAAAUUAACUAGCCAUCAAAUGCUUAGUAGCACAGAAAUUCUCAAAUGGUUGCGGGAAAUUCUGAUCUGCAGGAAUAAAUUUCUUCUUAAAAAUAAGGUAAGCAAAAUGACAUCUCUAAAAAGGGAAGAAUAUUUGGAAUUGAGCGGAGGCUGCUAUAUUCCUGCAAGUGGAAAUACCAGUCAGAUGUCCAUGGAUCAUGAAGAGUUACUCCGUACUUGUACUCCUGGAGCCUCUCUCCGGAAGGGAAAAGGAAACUCAUCGAUGGAUAGUGCAGCAGGGUGCAGUGGAACCCCACCGAUAUGCCGACAAGCCCAAACCAAACUGGAAGUGGCCCUGUACAUGUUUCUGUGGAGCCCUGACACUGAAGCUGUUCUAGUUGCCAUGUCCUGUUUCCGCCACCUCUGUGAGGAAGCGGAUAUCCGGUGUGGGGUGGAUGAAGUAUCGGUGCACAACUUCUUGCCCAACUAUAACACAUUCAUGGAAUUUGCUUCUGUUAGCAAUAUGAUGUCAACAGGAAGAACAGCACUUCAGAAAAGAGUGAUGGCACUACUAAGGCGCAUUGAGCAUCCCACUGCAGGAAACACUGAGGCUUGGGAAGAUACACACGCAAAAUGGGAACAAGCUACAAAACUAAUCCUCAACUAUCCAAAAGCUAAAAUGGAAGAUGGCCAGGCUGCUGAAAGCCUUCACAAGACCAUUGUUAAGAGGCGAAUGUCUCAUGUGAGUGGAGGAGGAUCCAUAGAUUUGUCUGACACCGACUCCCUACAGGAAUGGAUCAACAUGACUGGCUUUCUUUGUGCUCUUGGGGGAGUGUGCCUGCAGCAGAGAAGCAAUUCUGGCCUAGCAACCUAUAGCCCUCCCAUGGGCCCAGUCAGUGAACGCAAGGGUUCCAUGAUUUCAGUGAUGUCCUCAGAAGGAAAUGCAGACACACCUGUCAGUAAAUUUAUGGAUCGACUGUUGUCCUUAAUGGUGUGUAACCAUGAGAAAGUGGGACUUCAGAUAAGGACCAAUGUGAAGGAUCUGGUGGGUCUGGAAUUGAGUCCUGCUCUUUAUCCAAUGCUAUUUAACAAAUUGAAGAAUACCAUCAGCAAAUUCUUUGACUCACAAGGACAGGUUUUAUUGACUGACACCAAUACUCAAUUUGUAGAGCAAACUAUAGCUAUAAUGAAGAAUUUACUAGAUAAUCAUACUGAAGGCAGCUCUGAACACUUGGGGCAAGCUAGCAUUGAAACAAUGAUGUUAAAUUUGGUCAGAUAUGUCCGUGUGCUUGGGAAUAUGGUUCAUGCGAUUCAAAUAAAAACGAAACUGUGUCAGUUAGUCGAGGUAAUGAUGGCAAGGAGAGAUGACCUCUCAUUUUGUCAAGAGAUGAAAUUUAGGAAUAAGAUGGUAGAAUAUUUGACAGACUGGGUUAUGGGAACAUCAAAUCAAGCAGCAGAUGAUGAUGUAAAAUGUCUUACAAGAGAUUUGGACCAGGCAAGCAUGGAAGCAGUAGUUUCACUCCUGGCUGGCCUCCCACUGCAGCCUGAGGAAGGAGAUGGUGUGGAACUAAUGGAAGCCAAAUCACAGUUAUUUCUUAAGUAUUUCACAUUGUUUAUGAACCUUUUGAAUGACUGUAGUGAAGUUGAAGAUGAAAAUGCACAAACAGGUGGCAGGAAACGUGGCAUGUCUCGGAGGCUGGCAUCACUGAGGCACUGUACAGUCCUUGCAAUGUCAAACUUACUCAAUGCGAAUGUGGACAGUGGCCUCAUGCAUUCCAUAGGUUUAGGUUACCACAAAGAUCUCCAGACAAGAGCUACAUUUAUGGAAGUUCUGACUAAAAUCCUUCAACAAGGCACAGAAUUUGACACACUUGCCGAAACGGUGUUGGCAGAUCGGUUUGAGAGACUGGUGGAGCUGGUCACGAUGAUGGGUGAUCAGGGAGAGCUCCCUAUAGCUAUGGCUCUGGCCAAUGUGGUUCCUUGUUCUCAGUGGGUAUAUGGUGCUACCUACCUACAAAAACUCCUGGAUCCUUUAUUACGAAUUGUGAUCACAUCCUCUGAUUGGCAGCAUGUUAGCUUUGAAGUGGAUCCUACCAGGUUAGAACAGUCAGAGAGCCUUGAAGAUAACCAGCGAAACCUCCGUCAGAUGACUGAAAAGUUCUUCCAUGCCAUCAUCAGUUCCUCCUCAGAAUUUCCCCCUCAGCUUCGAAGUGUGUGCCACUGUUUAUACCAGGCAACUUGCCACUCCCUACUGAAUAAAGCUACAGUAAAAGAAAAAAAGGAAAACAAAAAAUCAGUGGUUAGCCAACGUUUCCCUCAGAACAGCAUCGGUGCAGUAGGAAGUGCCAUGUUCCUCAGAUUUAUCAAUCCUGCCAUUGUCUCACCAUAUGAAGCAGGCAUUUUAGAUAAAAAGCCACCACCUAGAAUCGAAAGGGGCUUGAAGUUAAUGUCAAAGAUACUUCAGAGUAUCGCCAAUCAUGUUCUCUUCACAAAAGAAGAGCAUAUGCGGCCUUUUAAUGAUUUUGUGAAAAGCAACUUUGAUGCAGCACGAAGGUUUUUCCUUGAUAUAGCAUCCGAUUGCCCUACAAGUGACGCAGUAAAUCAUAGUCUUUCCUUCAUCAGUGAUGGCAAUGUGCUUGCUUUACAUCGCCUACUCUGGAACAAUCAAGAGAAAAUUGGCCAGUAUCUUUCCAGCAACAGGGAUCACAAAGCUGUUGGAAGACGACCUUUUGAUAAGAUGGCAACGCUUCUUGCAUACCUGGGUCCUCCAGAGCACAAACCUGUGGCAGAUACACACUGGUCCAGCCUUAAUCUUACCAGUUCCAAGUUUGAGGAAUUUAUGACUAGGCAUCAAGUACAUGAAAAAGAGGAGUUCAAGGCUUUGAAAACAUUAAAUAUUUUCUACCAAGCUGGAACUUCCAAAGCUGGGAAUCCUAUAUUUUAUUAUGUUGCACGAAGGUUCAAAACUGGUCAAAUCAACGGUGAUUUGCUAAUAUACCAUGUCUUGCUGACUUUAAAGCCAUAUUAUGCAAAGCCAUAUGAAAUUGUAGUGGACCUUACCCAUACUGGGCCUAGCAAUCGCUUUAAAACGGACUUUCUCUCCAAGUGGUUUGUUGUUUUUCCUGGCUUUGCUUAUGACAACGUCUCUGCAGUUUAUAUCUAUAACUGUAACUCCUGGGUCAGGGAGUACACCAAGUAUCACGAGCGGCUGCUGACUGGCCUCAAAGGCAGCAAAAGGCUCAUUUUCAUAGACUGUCCCGGGAAACUGGCUGAGCACAUAGAGCACGAGCAGCAGAAGCUACCCGCUGCCACCUUGGCAUUGGAAGAGGAUCUGAAGGUGUUCCACAACGCGCUCAGGCUGGCUCACAAAGACACCAAGGUUUCUAUCAAAGUUGGUUCUACUGCUGUUCAGGUAACCUCAGCAGAGCGAACAAAAGUCCUGGGGCAGUCAGUCUUUCUCAAUGAUAUCUAUUAUGCUUCGGAAAUUGAAGAAAUAUGCCUAGUGGAUGAGAACCAGUUCACCUUAACCAUUGCAAACCAGGGCACACCACUCACCUUCAUGCACCAGGAGUGUGAUGCCAUUGUCCAGUCUAUCAUUCACAUCCGGACACGCUGGGAGCUGUCGCAGCCAGAUUCUAUCCCCCAGCACACCAAGAUUCGGCCAAAAGAUGUCCCUGGGACGCUGCUCAAUAUCGCAUUACUUAAUUUAGGCAGUUCAGAUCCUAGUUUACGGUCAGCUGCCUAUAAUCUUCUGUGUGCCUUAACCUGUACCUUUAAUUUAAAAAUCGAGGGCCAGUUACUAGAGACAUCAGGUUUAUGUAUCCCUGCCAACAACACCCUCUUUAUUGUCUCCAUUAGUAAGACGCUGGCAGCCAAUGAGCCACACCUCACCUUAGAAUUUUUGGAAGAGUGUAUUUCUGGAUUUAGCAAAUCUAGUAUUGAAUUGAAACAUCUUUGUUUAGAAUACAUGACUCCAUGGCUGUCAAAUCUUGUUCGAUUUUGUAAGCACAAUGAUGAUGCCAAACGACAAAGAGUCACUGCUAUUCUUGAUAAGCUGAUAACAAUGACCAUAAAUGAGAAACAGAUGUACCCAUCUAUUCAAGCAAAAAUAUGGGGGAGCCUUGGGCAGAUCACAGAUCUCCUUGAUGUUGUACUGGACAGUUUCAUCAAAACCAGUGCGACAGGUGGCUUGGGAUCAAUAAAAGCUGAGGUCAUGGCAGAUACUGCUGUAGCUCUGGCUUCUGGAAACGUGAAAUUGGUUUCAAGCAAGGUUAUUGGAAGGAUGUGCAAAAUAAUUGAUAAGACAUGCUUGUCUCCAACGCCUACUUUAGAACAACAUCUCAUGUGGGACGAUAUUGCUAUUCUAGCACGCUACAUGCUGAUGCUGUCCUUCAACAACUCCCUGGACGUAGCAGCUCAUCUCCCCUACCUCUUCCACGUGGUUACUUUCCUAGUGGCCACAGGGCCACUCUCCCUUAGAGCUUCCACACAUGGAUUGGUCAUUAAUAUCAUUCACUCUCUAUGUACCUGUACACAGCUUCAUUUUAGUGAAGAGACCAAGCAAGUUUUGAGACUUAGUUUGACAGAGUUCUCAUUGCCCAAAUUUUACUUGCUGUUUGGCAUCAGCAAAGUCAAGUCUGCCGCUGUCAUCGCCUUCCGCUCCAGUUACCGGGACAGGUCAUUCUCUCCUGGCUCCUACGAGAGGGAGACUUUUGCUUUGACAUCCUUGGAAACAGUCACUGAGGCAUUGUUGGAGAUCAUGGAGGCAUGUAUGAGAGAUAUUCCAACAUGCAAGUGGCUGGACCAGUGGACAGAACUAGCUCAAAGAUUUGCAUUUCAGUAUAAUCCAUCCCUUCAGCCAAGGGCUCUUGUUGUCUUUGGCUGCAUCAGCAAACGAGUGGCUCAUGGACAGAUAAAGCAGAUUAUCCGUAUUCUCAGCAAGGCACUUGAGAGUUGCUUAAAAGGACCUGAUACUUACAACAGUCAAGUUCUGAUAGAAGCUACAGUAAUAGCACUAACCAAAUUACAACCACUUCUUAAUAAGGACUCCCCUCUGCACAAAGCCCUCUUUUGGGUAGCUGUGGCCGUGCUGCAGCUCGAUGAGGUCAACUUGUAUUCAGCAGGCACCGCACUUCUUGAACAAAACCUGCACACCUUAGACAGUCUCCGGAUAUUCAAUGACAAGAGUCCGGAGGAAGUAUUUAUGGCAAUCCGGAAUCCACUGGAAUGGCACUGCAAACAAAUGGAUCAUUUUGUUGGACUCAAUUUCAACUCUAAUUUUAACUUCGCACUGGUUGGACACCUUUUAAAAGGGUACAGACAUCCUUCACCUGCCAUUGUUGCAAGAACAGUCAGAAUUUUGCAUACGCUACUAACUCUGGUUAACAAACAUAGGAAUUGUGACAAAUUUGAGGUGAAUACACAGAGCGUGGCUUACUUAGCAGCUUUACUCACAGUGUCUGAGGAGGUUCGAAGUCGCUGUAGUCUAAAACAUAGAAAGUCUCUUCUUCUUACUGAUAUUUCAAUGGAAAAUGUUCCUAUGGAUACAUAUCCCAUUCAUCACAGUGACCCUAGCUAUAGGACUCUGAAGGAGAAUCAACCAUGGUCCUCUCCCAAAGGUUCUGAAGGGUACCUUGCAGCCACAUAUCCAACAGUGGGCCAGACCAGUCCCCGGGCCAGGAAAUCCAUGAGCUUGGACAUGGGGCAGCCUUCUCAGGCCAACACGAAGAAGUUACUUGGAACAAGGAAAAGUUUCGAUCACUUGAUAUCAGACACCAAGGCUCCUAAAAGGCAAGAAAUGGAAUCAGGGAUCACAACACCCCCCAAAAUGAGGAGAGUAGCAGAAACUGAUUAUGAAAUGGAAACUCAGAGGAUUUCCUCAUCACAACAGCACCCACAUUUACGUAAAGUCUCAGUGUCAGAAUCAAAUGUUCUCUUGGAUGAGGAAGUACUUACUGAUCCAAAGAUCCAAGCACUUCUUCUUACUGUCCUGGCUACACUGGUAAAAUAUACCACGGAUGAGUUUGAUCAACGAAUUCUUUAUGAAUACUUAGCGGAAGCCAGUGUUGUUUUCCCCAAAGUUUUUCCUGUUGUGCACAAUUUGUUGGACUCUAAGAUCAACACUCUGUUGUCAUUGUGCCAAGAUCCAAAUUUAUUAAAUCCAGUUCAUGGAAUUGUGCAGAGUGUGGUGUACCAUGAAGAAUCCCCACCACAAUACCAAACGUCUUACCUGCAAAGUUUUGGUUUUAAUGGUUUGUGGCGGUUUGCAGGACCCUUUUCAAAGCAGUUGACUAUUAAAAUGAAAUAUGCAAAAACAGCCCUCCAGGUUGUAGCUUGUAUACAAGCCAUGAGAUCCAAUCCUGGCGCUUCACACCAGAGAGGGUGUAACUGGCUGCUCUGUUUCUCUCCAGGAAUCGACAAGGAGAACGUUGAACUCUCCCCAACCGCCGGGCACUGUAACAGUGGACGAACUCGCCAUGGAUCUGCAAGCCAAGUGCAGAAGCAGAGAAGCACUGGCAGUUUCAAACGUAAUAGCAUUAAGAAGAUCGUGUGA